ACAGCCACCGCACCCAGUCGACUUCAUCUCUGUUCUUGCCGCCGGUCGUUCGCAUUACCAUUCCUCCUGCCCCUCCUCCUCCUCUUUCAGUGGUCAACCUCUCCGAUCGCUCUGCAGCUGUUCAAAUGGCUUCGGCUGCCACAGAAGGACUUCACCGGGACAUAGAGAGCGGCGUUCUGCCACUGCCGAGCUCUGCCGCGACAGGGCUGUUCGAUCAAUCUUUGAUGAAGAACAAGGCCGCGCCACACAAGGGCACGGAGCUGCACUCAGCGGCGGAACAGGAUGACGUCACCUCCGAUAGGCAGGUUCUCCUCGAAAUCGAAGGCCGACGGGCGAUCCAUGGGGCGACCGCGGAAGCAAGCGUUGCUCCUUUGGAGUCGGUGGAUGAAGUGAACGCAUCAGGAGAGACUGCCUUGUUCGCUGCAGCAAAGAGUGGGAAUGCGAGCAUGGUGAAGGAACUGCUCAAGCAUUCGACCAGAGAAGAGGUUAUGAGGAAGAACAUCGACGGUCUGACUGCCCUGCACGCUGCUGCUGGUCAUGGACAUGCUGACAUUGUUGAAAUGCUUUUAGAUUAUGAACCCGAGUUGAUCAAGACCGUUGGCCCCUCAAAUAGCAGCCCUCUUAUGGCUGCAGCUGUAAGAGGGCACGCUGCUGUAGUUGAUCAGCUGCUAGCAAAGGAUUGCAGCUUGUUAACAGGUAUCAAAUCAAAUGGAAGAAAUGCGUUGCAUCUAGCUGCGAGGCUCGGGCUUGUAGAGGUUGUUCGAUCCUUGCUUGGCAAAGACAAGCAAUUGGGACGGAGGAGUGAUUCGAAAGGCCAAAAUGCAUUGCAUAGGGCCGUGAAAGGAUAUAGUCAAGAAGUGGUUAAGUUGCUUAUCGAGGCAGAUCCGGCGGUGGUUGUGCUUCCUGACAUGCUCGGUAACACGGCAUUGCAUGUCGCCACGAGAAAGGCUCGACAUAAGAUAGUGGAGGAGUUGUUACUGUACCCUGAAACCAACGUCAAUGCAACGAAUAAGGACCACAAAACUGCUCUUGACAUAGCUGAAGAGCUCCCUUACUCUCCAGAGUCCAUUAAAAUCCGAAGCUGCCUCUCUCGUAAGGGUGCUUCCCGAGCUAAUGACCUUGGAGCUGUUCAAGAACUUAAUAGAGUUCUUCAGGGCGGGAUCAACAGUGCACGUUCCGUGAAUAUGGCCGCCAUUCUCAUAGCCCAAAUUGCAUUUGCAGCCAUUUUCACCGUGCCUGGUGGUGGUGAUAAUAGUGGGAUUCCUCUGGCCAUGACCGAUACCUCCGUUCAAGUAUUGAUCAUCUGUAACUCUAUAGCUUUUUUUGCAUCAAUGGCUGUUGUGCUAAUUCAGGUCACAACGGCCAGAGGAGAGACCGAACCAGAGGCACUUGCCAUGGUGGUGGAGGUAACGAGGAAACUCAUAUGGCUCGCGACAAUCUGCAUUUCUGUGGUAUUCAUGACUGCAAUAUAUGUAGUGGUCGGGAGGCGGAACGAGUGGGCUUCGACCUUGAUUACCGUUACCGGGGGAGUUAUAUUACUGGGCUCUCUUUGCAUCAAGACUUACUACGAGAUGAAAUUAAGGAGGAUUAGGUCGAGAAGGAAAAAGGAAACAUAGGCCAAAAACCGAGAUUCGUAUCAGUUGAAAGAUUCAGUGCAUCAAUACUGGGCGACUUCUAUGAAGGCGCAGCAGAGUGUUGGGUGCUGAACCUAUGCCGAGUGUAUGCCGUAGU
Molecule: messenger RNA, 1731 nt
Organism: Rhodamnia argentea
Lineage: Eukaryota; Viridiplantae; Streptophyta; Magnoliopsida; Myrtales; Myrtaceae
Product: ankyrin repeat-containing protein ITN1-like
Exons: 4
Coding region: 126-1616 (496 amino acids)
Cellular component (GO): plasma membrane
Molecular function (GO): protein phosphatase 1 binding; protein phosphatase regulator activity
Source: RefSeq, a predicted model, not a curated record